Messenger RNA from Sphenostylis stenocarpa, 894 nucleotides. The record is from the annotation of a GenBank genome assembly. NCBI's taxonomy places the organism in Eukaryota, Viridiplantae, Streptophyta, Magnoliopsida, Fabales, Fabaceae.
AUGCUUCCACUAAAGCUGGUUCGUUCUCUGGUCUUAGGGGAAACCAUCAACCACAACCCUCAUCACUUACUAACCCAAAAUCACCACCAUUGCCACACCCAUGAUGAUGACGAUAGUGAUGGCGAUGGUGAUGAUGAUGAAGCCCGUGGUACAUCCCAACCCCACCAUCAUAGAAGAAGGAGUAGUAGUAGAAGAAGAAGAAGAAGAAGAAGAAGGUACAAAAUCCCAGCUUUGAUAUUUCUCCCUACCAAAGAGAUUAUUAGAGACACAUAUAGGCUUGCCACCAUUGCAAGAGACUUGGGUUUGGACUUGUACCCUACACCGUCACUCUCUCACAUCAUCUUCUCAAACCCAUCAUCAUCGUCUUCGUCCAAACCCUCAUCAUUAUCCUUUUCCUCUACUUCCUGCUCCCUUCAAAACGACGCCGUUCCCAUUCCAUUCCCUUCCCUCUCCGCAACCCCACUCACCCACCUUCGCUGCUUCCUCACGCUCUCGCCACGCGCCUUCAAGAUCGUCCUUUUCAGCUCCGACCACCAUCCCGACGCUUCCGCUGGCUUCGGCAACGCCGGAAACUGGGACUGCGGUUCUUUCUCUCUCUACUCGCGGGUCCUCGGCCACCGGGUCGGCACCAUGGAAGAGUUUUGCCGAAUCCUCGCGGGAAAAGGUUGGAGCUUUUACAAAACUAAGAAAAACCCUACUUCCGAUCAGCGCCGCGGCAGCGCUUUCUACCUCUUCAGAAGGGUGGAUGUAAAUCGGGUUCGGGUCGGAGCACCGGUGGAUGAGGCAUGCAGAGUGAGGGAGUUGAGGCUGCCACAUUUAGAUUUUGGAAAUGCUCCGUUGAGGAUUUUGCAGUAUAUUUUGUUGAUGACUGAUGAUAUCUUCUGUUUGGCGUGA